AUGUCGCUCCUUACUCUGCCCAACGAGCUCCUCCUCCUGGUCGCCUCAUCCCUCACCACCCCUUCAGACCUCCUCUCUCUCCUCCUCACCAACCAUCGCCUCAACCACCUUCUAACCCCCGCUUUCCUCGACAUCGCCUGCCAACCCGCCCACGCCCUCACAGCCCUCUACUGGUCAGUCGUAACCAACAACCCUUCCGCCACUCAUCACAUCCUCCGAAAGACCUCGAACAUCGUCAUUAUCAGUGUCUCGCCCCCAAAUAAACACGCUGUGCACCCUGUUCCCGGCAAGCCCCUAGAUUGCACCAUCAAGGCCCUCUUCGAGUCAACAGACCCCAAUAUCGACUUCGUCUUCCUCGCUCAGUACACGAACGAGACGCCGCUCCACCGCGCGGUCAAGGCGAAGGCCCUCCCACUUGUUAACAAACUCCUGAAGAAAGGUGCUUCAACGGCCCAUCAGGAUAAUGGAGGAUGGACUCCGCUACAUAUCGCGGCCCGACUCGGCGCUACCGACCUCGUCAAGACGCUUCUAGAGCAUGGUGCAGACCCGAACAUCCAGGGUAGCUAUGGAGAGACGCCGCUCUGCCUCGCAGGGGUAUACCAGGAGGUCGCGCGGCUCCUGAUCUAUGCAGGUGCCUCAACAAGCAUUCAGGAUAGUCAUGGCCGCACGCCGCUGCACCUGGCGGUGAAGUAUUGGGGGGUCCCACUCACGGCACUAUGUCUGCAAACUGGUGCGCAUGUCGGCGUGUCGGACCAUGAGGGACGCACGGGGAUACAUAUAGCAGCUAUUUAUGGAGGUGUUCCGUCAAUCAAAGUUCUGUUGGAGCGCGGCGGAGAUGUAGAUGCCAGGGAUGUCUUUGGCAGAACACCACUUCAGCUAGCUGCAAAAUUUGGUAGGGCUAAUGUUGCCAGGGUUCUGAUAGAAGCUGGGGCAGAUGUAGGGGGUGUGGAUCACUAUGGAAGGACUGCGCUGCAUUUGGCUGCAUCGAAGGAUAGCGAGGAGGUAAUCAGGGUGCUCCUUGGUCGUGGUGCAGACCCUCGUGUUAGAGACAAUGUGGGGAGAACAGCGUAUCAGGUAGCCGUGCAGAGUGGUGGGAUGAAGGUCUGGGGUAUGCUGCAGGCCGCCCGUGAAUAG
Morchella importuna is the source of this 1134-nucleotide messenger RNA. RefSeq lists its product as uncharacterized. The transcript has a single exon. Gene Ontology annotation, molecular function: protein binding. NCBI's taxonomy places the organism in Eukaryota, Fungi, Ascomycota, Pezizomycetes, Pezizales, Morchellaceae. Bases 1 to 1134 code for a protein of 377 amino acids. The record is from RefSeq and is a predicted model, not a curated record.